UUCGUUUAACACCCCCCCCCUCUCAUAAUUUUAUCAUUUUGCUUUUGCUUUGAGUUUCUUGUUUAUCAAUGGUAAGAGCUCCUUGUUGUGAUAAAUCCAACGUUAGAAAAGGACCAUGGUCCCCCGAUGAAGAUAACACCCUCGUAAACUACAUUCACAAACAUGGCACUGGGGGCAAUUGGAUUACUCUUCCUCGUAAAGCAGGCCUUAAGCGAUGUGGGAAGAGUUGUCGUCUACGGUGGCUUAAUUAUCUAAGACCAGACAUCAAGCAUGGAGGGUUUUCCGAGGAAGAAGAUAACAUCAUUUGCUCCCUUUAUAGUACCCUAGGAAGCAGGUGGUCUGUUAUAGCUGCUCAACUGCCUGGAAGAACAGACAAUGAUAUAAAGAACCAUUGGAACACCAAGUUGAAGAAAAAACUAUUGGCCGCAAAGAUCAAAGGCGGCAACAAUGAAAUAACAACAACCAUCUCAGCAGCACCAUUUUGUAAAGCUGUAGGUUCCGAUGGAAGCAGCCGUACUACAUCGUCUUCUUACAUGACAGACAUGAAAACAUACCAGAAAAAGUACUAUGAGUAUCCAGCACUGGUUUUGGACCAAACUGAUCAGUUUUCAAUGCCAUAUCUUCCCUUUGAGAACAAUUAUGGAGCCGCUUGGUGUAGCAAUGGAGUUAGUAAUGAAGGUCAAGGGAUGAUGGUGGAUCAUUUUGUUGAUUUUGAGGUUGACCCACAACAUGUUUUGAGUGGUUCAAGCUUUCAAGAGGAAAAUAUCAAUGGAGUUGGUGAUGAUCCAUGGUUUGGGAUCCUUUCUGCUACACAUUACAACAUCUUUGACUAACAAACAGACUGUUGUACCCUAAUGUAGUCCAUGGCAUAUAUAUAAACAUUGUCAAAGGAAGCAAAAUAUGUUUUUUUAAAAGAGGGGAAACUAUUAAAUGUUUGAUAAAGUGGAGAGACAAAUAAUAGUUGUUAUAAUUAGAUGUUUAAUAGGGUAUGAAAAUGGGAGUUCAAUGUAACUGAUGAUUUUAAAAGUAAACUAGUUGGAAUGGAUUAUGAAAUCGGCAGAUCAAUGUGAAUAAAUAGUG
Messenger RNA from Gossypium raimondii (Peruvian cotton), 1080 nucleotides. Its product is annotated as transcription factor RAX3. The transcript has 3 exons. NCBI's taxonomy places the organism in Eukaryota, Viridiplantae, Streptophyta, Magnoliopsida, Malvales, Malvaceae. The coding region runs from base 69 to 833 and encodes 254 amino acids. The record is from RefSeq and is a predicted model, not a curated record.